This is a messenger RNA of Linum tenue, 696 nucleotides long. NCBI's taxonomy places the organism in Eukaryota, Viridiplantae, Streptophyta, Magnoliopsida, Malpighiales, Linaceae. The record is from the annotation of a GenBank genome assembly.
CAAACCUCUCUCUUCAGUUUCCUUUCCCUGUCCCAACCUUGGAGAAGAAAAACGCGAUCUGUAAUCAGUUCGGAGAAGAAGACCGUGAAUCUGGUGGGCAGGUGUUACCCUACAUCUAGAUCUCUUUUUUCUCAUCCCACUCUGUCUCUCAUCUCCUUCUCUCGCUCUCAUCUCUUUCGGAGAGGAGACGAUACCAAAUCCGAGCUCCCUCUCACCUCUCCCAAUCAUCCUUCGCUCUCUAUCCUUUCCUAGAACGAAUGAAAGCAUGGAAUAAAAGGUGCAAUCAAUUCCCUCCGAAAGAAAGUGACGUCGACGACGAACAUGGCGGUGAAGGUCAAAGUGGAGAAGGGGAAAAAAGUUGGUCGACCAUCAACUCCCCUGCGAUUGGCACAUGCAGGUCGAGGUUUUGCCGGCGAAAAUGACAGUCGACGAUAGGGAAGGUUUACCUCCUUUGGAAUUUCCUCCCUUCUUAGCAGUAAGGUUUAGUUCAUGUCAAUUUAGCCCCUUAUGUGCUUUCAAUUAGUGUUUGAGUUCUUUGUUCCCUGCUUAUGUGGGGCUUAUUUUUAGAUCUGUGAACAUGUGGUUUCAUAUGCUAUGUAUGUCGUGUAGAAUAGGAGGGCCACUUACUUGAUGUUUAAUUAAUUGCAGUAUUAGUAUGUAGACUUCUCUUUCUCUUCGUUGUUUAUCUGUUGAAGC